Messenger RNA from Phymastichus coffea, 618 nucleotides. RefSeq lists its product as uncharacterized. Gene Ontology annotation, biological process: transcription by RNA polymerase II; transcription initiation at RNA polymerase III promoter. NCBI's taxonomy places the organism in Eukaryota, Metazoa, Arthropoda, Insecta, Hymenoptera, Eulophidae. Gene Ontology annotation, cellular component: nucleus. The coding region runs from base 320 to 616 and encodes 98 amino acids. The record is from RefSeq and is a predicted model, not a curated record. The transcript is spliced from 2 exons.
ACCGUAAAAAUCGAAUAAUAAUUUCUGGAGAAAUCUAGUAAGUAGGUAAACGGAAAAUGCGAUUUUCCCCUAUUUCCCGUGGAUUAAUCGUAAAUGGGAAAUUACCACGUACAUCAGGGACAAUUAGAGCAAUUAAUGCCGUUUUCCUUUUCUGGCUAAUAAUUUCCCGUGAAAACCCGGGGGCUUUCUUCGCAGUCCUAGUAUAUAGGGGGCGACGCCGAAUUGUGACUUAUUUUGUUGUGUAUGUAAAAUUCUAACCUGGAAAACGUAAGAUUUAUAUAUUGAAGAUUUUCUUGAAAAUAAUGUGUAAAUUAAAAUAAUGACUGACGGAGAAAGUUUGGAAAAACUGUUGGUUUACCAACAAGAUCUUGUUGCAGAAGAGGAGUGUAUAAAGAAAAUGAUUGAUAAAUUAAAUGCUCAAGCUCAUGCUCUUCAAGUUGAGCAGUUGCAUAUUCUAAAUGCAAUCAAUAGCAAGGUACAAGAAACUAAUGAAACUACAACCAAUGGAACCAAUGCUCUAUUAAAAAAAGAAAUCGAUCCUCUUUCACAAAAGCUUGAUUUAACAGUGUCAAGGUAUCAGAGUAGUGAAGAAGAUGAAGAUGACAUGGAAGACUGAUU